AUGGCCAUCGACCAGUCGAGCAAGUCGAUUGAAGCCAACGCCGACAGAAACUCUCUGUCUUCGGUUAGCACAACAAUCAAGGAUGCAAAGAAGAACAACGAUUCGGAGGCAGCGCAUGAGAAUGGAGCAUGCGAGCCAGAAUCCGAGAAGCCGCAACAAUCCGGUCCUGCCUUUCAAGAUGAGGCCGAAAAGAAUUACAAGCCUAAGACGGCCCAGUUCUGGCUCGUCAUGCUCUCCGCCUUUGUCGCCAUGUUCCUCGUCGCCUUAGACCGGACCAUCUUGUCGACAGCCAUCCCUCGCAUCACCGACGACUUUGGCAGCCUGGGUGACAUUGGCUGGUACGGCGCGGCUUACAUGCUCACGACGGCAGCCUUUCAGCUCGUGUUUGGGCGGAUAUACCGCUUCUACAACCUGCGCUGGACAUUUUUGACGUGCAUCAUAAUUUUCGAGGUGGGCUCGGCACUCUGUGGCGCCGCACCGAACUCGCCCGUCUUCAUUGUCGGCCGCUCCAUCGCUGGUCUGGGCUCUGCUGGCAUCAUGACAGGCUCCAUGUUGAUUGUCAUUCCCAUGGUGCCGCUUCACAAGCGACCAAUGUUUCAAUCCAUGUUCGGAAUGGUAUUUGGUAUAUCCUCUGUCGCCGGGCCCUUGAUCGGCGGAGCCUUUACUGAGCGAGCAACCUGGAGGUGGUGCUUCUACAUGAACCUUCCCAUCGGCGCCGUGGCUUUCGUCUUUCUCUUCUUCUUCCUGAGCACGGCCAGCAAGCCACAGCAACCUGCAACGACCAAAGAGAAGAUUAUGCGACUAGAUCCGCUGGGCACUUUCUUCUUCGUCCCAUCCACUGUCUCGCUUAUCCUGGCGCUGCAGUGGGGAGGGUCUACGUACCCGUGGAGUAACUGGCGCAUCAUCCUGCUGUUCAUCAUGUUCGGGCUGUUGGGUCUCGCAUUUGCCGCCGUGCAAAUUAAGAUGCCCGAAAGCGCAACCCUACCAGUGCGCAUCAUUACGCAGCGAUCCAUCCUCGCUGGUACGUUCUUCAUGCUGUUCCUCGCCGGGGGCAUGAUUGUGAGCGUCUACUAUAUUCCACUCUGGUUUCAAACAACACACGGGAUCGACCCGGUCAAGUCAGGCAUUUACACGAUCCCCCUUGUGCUCAGUCUGGUCAUCGCUGGUAUCUUGUCGGCGGCUUUCACGCAGAAAAUCGGAUACUAUGUCCCGUCCAUGAUUCUCUGCGCUUGCAUUACGGCUAUCGGACAGGGCUUGAUGACCACAUUCACGCCGUCCACUGGGUCGUCGCACUGGAUCGCCUACCAGUUUCUGACCGGUUUCGGUGUCGGUCUUGGCAUGCAAACCGUUGGCCUGGCUGUACAGGCAACUCUCGCCAAGGAUGAUAUCCCGAGCGGUUUGGCUGUGACUUUCUUCGCCCAGCAACUGGGUGGCGCCAUCUUUGUCUCUGUCGGCCAGACAAUUCUCAGUGGUUUGUUGGUGUCCCAACUGUCCCACCUGCCCGGGCUGGACCCCGAAAUGAUUGUCAAGACCGGCGCGACUGAGCUUCGGCACGUGGUCCCACCGCAGUAUUUUGACACUGUCGUUGACGCGUACAAUUACGCCUGUACGAGGAUUUUCUUCUCGGGCGUUGCGCUGGCGGGUGCCCAGCUCCUCUGUGCCUCGUGCAUGGAAUGGCGGAGUAUCAAGAAGGGCAAGCAGACGCCGCCUCUGCAGGAUCCAAGCGAAGAGUAG
Purpureocillium lilacinum is the source of this 1734-nucleotide messenger RNA. RefSeq lists its product as uncharacterized. Gene Ontology annotation, biological process: transmembrane transport. Gene Ontology annotation, molecular function: transmembrane transporter activity. Lineage: Eukaryota; Fungi; Ascomycota; Sordariomycetes; Hypocreales; Ophiocordycipitaceae. Gene Ontology annotation, cellular component: plasma membrane. The record is from RefSeq and is a predicted model, not a curated record.